This is a messenger RNA of Pristis pectinata (smalltooth sawfish), 3179 nucleotides long. RefSeq names its product mitochondrial transcription termination factor 3 (gene mterf3). Gene Ontology annotation, molecular function: double-stranded DNA binding. Gene Ontology annotation, cellular component: mitochondrion. The transcript is spliced from 8 exons. Bases 370 to 1617 code for a protein of 415 amino acids. Lineage: Eukaryota; Metazoa; Chordata; Chondrichthyes; Rhinopristiformes; Pristidae. The record is from RefSeq and is a predicted model, not a curated record. Gene Ontology annotation, biological process: regulation of DNA-templated transcription; mitochondrial ribosome assembly.
CCGGCCCGGCGGCGCUCCCUCCCCGGCCCGGCGGCGCUCCCUCCCCGGCCCGGCCCGGCGGCGCUCCCUCACCGGCCCCCGGCCCCGGCGGCGCUCCCUCAACGGCGCCCGGCCCGGCGGCGCUCCCUCACCGGCCCCCGGCCCGGCGGCGCUCCCUCAACGGCGCCCGGCCCGGCGGCGCUCCCUCAACGGCCCCCGGCCCCGGCGGCGCUCCCUCAACGGCGCCCGGCCCGGCGGCGCUCCCUCACCGGCCCCCGGCCCGGCGGCGCUCCCUCACCGGCUCUGGCCUCCGGCAGCGAUCGGUAACAGCAAGGUUUGUCUUCCUGCGUUAUCGAUGUAAGUAGGGCGAAUCUUAAUCUGAAUAAAAGAAUGUCGUCACUGUAUCGCUGCAUUUGCUGCAGAUGGUCUUCAUUGAGAAUCCCCAGUCUAGUUUUUUCUUCAAACAGAAAGAUAAAGGUGAUGCCUGCAGCAUCAUAUGGCCUUCUCUCUCAGACAGGGAUAGACAUGCAUCAAUAUUUCCCCGUUCAAAACCACUGGAGGUUGAAAAAUUUUAACUUCAGCUCUUCAGUAGCAGAUUCACCACCCAGUAAAGAAGGUGGCACUGUCCGCUUCAUGGAAAACAGUUCACUGCAAAAUACAAAGUAUAAUGAUGCCAAAGCAGAACUGUCAACUCUGGAUGGAGACUUGCAACCCAUAGUAUUUGAUGAUGCCCCAUCUCGAUCGUUGUUUGAAGAUAUAUCUGAAGAAGAAGCUUUGCAUAUUGAAGCAAGUCCACCACUCCCCCUGACCUCUUUCACCCUUCGUGAUUAUGUGGACAGUUCUGAGACUCUCACCAAGCUGGUGCUUCUGGGUGUAGAUCUGUCUAAACUAGAAGGGCGACCAAAUGUGGCCAACAUGCUGUUGCGACUGGAUUUUGACAGAGAUGUAAAGGAGCGACUUCUGUUCCUGAAAGACGUAGGAGUAGAAGAGGAUUUGCUUGGAGCAUUCCUCACUAGAAAUCCCUUCAUUCUGACCGAGGACAUGGAGAAUUUGCAGAAGAGAGUGCAAUAUCUGCAAUCUAAGAAAUUCAACAAAGGAGCCAUUUCACGGAUGGUGUCAGUGGCUCCUUAUUUGUUAAAUUUCAGUGUGGAAAGACUCGACAAUAGGUUGGGAUUCUACCAGAAAGAAUUGGGGCUAAGUACGCAAAAGACUCGUGAGCUGGUCACUCGACUCCCCAAGUUGUUAACUGGCAGCUUGGAGCCAGUAAAGGAAAAUCUUAAAGUUUGUCGGAUUGAAUUGGGUUUUCGUGAUAAUGAAAUCCAGCACAUGGUCACUUGUGUCCCUAAGCUUCUCCUUGCUAGUAAGAGUAAAGUAACCAGAUUGUUUGAUUACUUGCAUAAUACAAUGGGGAUUCCUCACCAUCUGAUUACAACAUUUCCUCAGGUUUUCAAUGCCAAGUUUCUGAGAGUAAAAGACAGACAUCUGUUUCUUGAAUAUCUGGGACGAGCCCAGUAUGACCCAUCUCUGCCGAACUACAUUUCCCUGGAUAAACUGGUUGCAACGCCUGAUGAUGUAUUCUGUGUGACAUUAGCAAAAGCCACAUUGCAGGACUUUGAAACUUUUCAAAAGACACUCUAAAUUCUUUUACAUGAUUUCAAAAUCUGAUUAUCAAUAUCCAUAUUUCCUUACAACAUGGAAGGAGGUUAUUUUGGCCCAUGUAGACAAUACUGGCUCACAGUGAUCCCAUUUCCCCAACUAAUUUUCCCUGUCACCUAUUCUCUCAUUGACAACAACUCCACCACUGACACCAGCCCCAAGAUUCUGCCGUCCAACUACACUAGCAGCAAUUUACAGAGGUCACUUAACCUACCAAUUUGCUCGUCUUUGGGAUGUGGGAGAAAACCCAUGGGAUCACAGGGAGAACAUGCAAACUCCAUACAGACAGCACUGAGGUCAGGAUUGAACCAGGUUGUUAGAGCCAUGAGGCAGCAACUCUAUGACCUGCACCAUUACAGGCUUCGAAUAUUUUUCCUGUACCCUCAAACUGUAUAAACUAACUCCAGACUUGUAGCCACAAGGUCAGACGUAUUUGAUAACACACAAAAAAAAUAAUUUUCAUCUGUAAACUUUUCUGGGAUUGUAGAUUUUUACUGCAGUUUUGUACAUUGUGGACCAGUGUUCACUGAAUAUAAACUUCCCACGGCUAAUUUGUCAGUAAUUACUAAGAACCUGCCACCUACUUAGUCUGUUUUAGAAAGAUUCAAUCCAUGAGCAAAAGAUGAACAUGCCACCACAUGUACAAUCAUUAAGAAUACCUAAAGAUGCAUCAUUACAGUGUUAAAAAUUUGGCAAAAUCUUUUGAGUUUCACCAUGAAUUUUUCUGAUGUCGAAAGACAUUCAUUUGCUGUGCGUCUGUGCAUGGAUCAAGCCACGCUCUGGAUUAGGCCUGAACAUAGGUAUUUUAUAACUAUACAAGUACUAUCAAAGAUUAAUUUUAUACUGUAGUAUUAUUCAAAUCAGGUUUUGAAUUUGCUCAACAAUAAGCUACUGCUGAAAGUCUAUCAGCAUUCAUACAGAGAUUAUGAUAAGAAUGUGUAUUUACGGUUACUGUUCAUGUUUUCAGAUCAGAAUUUUUUUUUAUUUUUAUUAAUAAAUUACCUUGUUUGAAAUGUUUCACCAUCAAUUUCUUAUUACCGUCACUCAAACGUUCUGCUGCUCUGGAUUCGUCACAGUGCUUAUUCAAUAUCCAGCAUGGAAUCAGCAGGAAUUUCCUCUAAUUCAAUAUUUGGAAAACAGAAACCAUGUCUUUUGAACCCCACCAGACUCCAGACCUUGGAACUCACCUGAUGUUAAAACCCAUGUAUGUGCCCUUUUAACUCUAGAUUUAUCAGUGAUCUCUUGGCUGGGCUUCCCCCUUGCACCCUUUAAUUUGAGUUCAUCAAAAGUUUUGAUGUGGGCAUUCUAACUUUUAUUAAAUUACUAGAGAACCAUUUGGUUCUUGAACAAAGCUACACAACCCUAAUCACUACAGUUUAGCAACACUAUGACCACUUGCACUAAAAUGGGAUUUGUUUUUAUUUGUUCUAAUUGUGUUCUUUCCUGUAAAACUUGUGUAUAAUUUAUGCUUAAUUUGUUUUUCUUGUGAAUGCUGCCUGUAUGAUGCUAUAUGCCCGUGAUGCUGCUGCAAGUAAGUUUUUCAU